AUUUGGUAGAUUUAACUAAAAACAUUCAAAAACUUUUAGGUAGUAGACAUCCUUUCUUGAAUAACGUUAGUAAAUAUUAUUUUAAAUCUGAAGGAAAGCGUAUAAGACCCUUACUUGUACUAUUGAUGUCUCAAGCGACAAGCAUUGCAGCCAAACAAUAUAAAACAAGUGCAACGGACUUUUAUCAAAUUACAGAUAAACCCUUGACGACACAUAAUGAUAUAUUAUCUUGUAAUAAUAAGGAUACAAUUUAUUAUCCAACAUUUUCAUCUUCUGGGACGACUAUCCUUCCAACACAGCGCCGUUUAGCGGAAAUAACUGAAAUGAUACAUACAGCAUCUUUACUUCAUGAUGAUGUUAUUGAUAAUUCUCAGAUGCGUCGUAACGAUAUUUCCGCAAAUUCAAACUUUGGAAAUAAAAUGACAAUUCUUGCGGGUGAUUUUCUGCUUGCUCGUGCUUCUAUUGCUUUAGCACGCUUACGAAAUCCAGAAGUAAUCGAGUUGAUAGCUACAAUUAUUGCUAAUCUUGUUGAAGGUGAAUUUAUGCAGCUUAAAAAUGGUAAAGAUGGUACUAUGUCAAUAUUCGAAUAUUACAUGGAAAAAACGUAUAUGAAGACGGCGAGUUUAAUGGCAAAAAGUUGUCAGGCUGCAUCAGUAUUAGGAGGUGCUACUUUAGAAGUUUGUGACAUUGCUUAUACCUAUGGUCGUAAUUUAGGACUAGCUUUUCAGUUGAUAGAUGAUAUGUUGGAUUUUAUGACCACAUCCAAGGAAUUAGGAAAACCAACAGGUGCAGACCUAAAAUUGGGGUUGGCCACAGCACCAGUGUUAUAUGCUUGGGAAGAAUAUUCAGAGUUGGGACCAUUAAUCAAACGCAAUUUUUCUCAAGAUGGUGAUGCCGAAAAGGCGCGAGGAUUGGUUUACAAGAGUAAUGGAAUUGAACAGACAAAACUUUUAGCAGCAUCUCAUUGUCAAAAGGCUAUCGAUGCUAUAACACGAUUACCAAAAUCUGAUGCACGAAAUGCACUAAUUGAGCUUACGCAAAAGGUCCUUACCAGGAGAAAAUAG
Messenger RNA from Dentiscutata erythropus, 1064 nucleotides. The record is from the annotation of a GenBank genome assembly. NCBI's taxonomy places the organism in Eukaryota, Fungi, Glomeromycota, Glomeromycetes, Diversisporales, Gigasporaceae.